GACAAACUAACUGUGAGCAGUAGAGGUAGCUGUGGACAACCUGCAGGACGACAACUCUCCUUUGUAAAAGUCAAGGACUUUCUGACUUCUUCUGAACCAGCUCUGAUCCUGAAGCUUCUCCGAGUUCAAAGUAACAUCAGGAGGGACAGAACCAGUGGACCAAACCAAAAAGGUUUUCAUUUGGACAUUUGCAAACAAUCUGGGAUUUUUUUUCUUUUAAACAACAAGAACAAAACAGCGCUGAAGGAGAAAAGAGGAACAAAUCUUUGGUUGUCUUUGGUUCCAAACCAAAGACAACAACUGGGAGAAGAAAUCUGGUCACAUACUACAAAACAUUUUUUUCAAGAAUGAAUAAAAGCUAAGAAUAGAAGGCUUAAACGAAGCCACAGCAGGAGAAGGACAAUUACUGCCACCCAAUCAUGCUGCUGGAUAUUUGUCCUUCAGAUCAGAUCUGAUGAAAUAAAAGCAAAAAUAAAACUAGACAGAAGCAAAAUCCAAUUCCAUUUCUCAUUUGAGAUUUUCUUUAUAAAAAUACAAGAAGAAAAUACAAGAACAGAAUUCACAAGCUGAAGGAACAGAACGUGAAAAGAGUUUCUCUUCUUGCUUAACCAAGAGAAGAUUCCUCAAGCGAAGACAAUUCCUCUGGGACUGUAAGGCUUAAGAAGAAAUAGUAAAAAAUGCAGAAAUGACAGAAGCAAAACAUUAGUGGAAGAAAUAAAGCAAAAUAAAGAAGAAAACCCAUUAAGGAUAAAUCAGAAACAUUUCAGCCUGAUCAUGCAGCUCCUCACGUUCCUUGCUGCUCUCUCCUCCAUCCUCCGCCCUGCUCCCUCUCUGGCUCCUGCGGCCAGCGUGGCCCUCAGCCGGCUGGACCGCUGGGUCCGCUCAGGGCUCCAGGUGCUGCAGUGGGACCAGCUGGAGCGCUGCCUCCGCAUGUCCUCCAUGUCUGAGGCAGACUGCAGACGGCUCAGCCACCUGCCGCUGUCUUCUGUGGCCGUGUACAUGUCGGAGCAGCACAGCGUUGCAGAUCCCUCAAACAAAGUCCUGGCUAUCCUGCCCGACUUUUCCAGUGGCAUGCUGAGGUCCAAGCUGAGAGGAAGCUUCAGUGUUGGGCGGAUGCUGAACAGACAUUAUCAGCCCCUCUACAGUUCAUCUGCCCAUGAUGUUGUUCUGGUUCUGGAUCCAUCACCAGGGGAGAACUUUGGACACCCUGUGGUCCUCUUUUAUGUGGACAUGAAUGUAACAAAGAAAAAAUGUUCCCACCUGGAUGGAAUUUAUUUGGGAGAUGAGUGUUUGACUCUGGCUUUGAAGGGUCGCUGCCAGAACCAGCUGAAGCGCCACCAGACUGGUCCACAGAGGCUGUUUGGCAGCAGACGGGUGGCAGGUGGGACGCUGAGUGGAGGCAUCGCUGGCAGCCGCCUGCUGGAACGAGCCAUCGGAGGUUUCUGUGAAGUUCACUUUCUGCCACUGGUGGUUGCCGUCGGAGACAGCAGUUGGACGCAGAGACUCAGAUGUGUUGACAACGCAGAGUUUGCCAGGUGUCCCCAGCAGCUUCCCAUGAGCUCUCCCAGUCUGCCUGUAUCAAGCUGUGAGCUCAAUAAAAACACCAGGCGCUGCCACCAGCAGCCACUGGCCACACACCUGUCCUGCCGCCUCUACCAGACCUGUGACCAUGCCGUUCUCAUCUCAGGUGGUUGGCAGCCUCAGAUGACAUUUCAGCAUCAUGCUCAGAAUCUUCAGAAAUUCUACAAAAUGCUCAGAAACAAUGGUUUUCAUAAAAAUCACAUCAACACUUUCUUUGCCAGCAGUGGACAGCUUCUAGAUGUAGAGGGCGUCUACUCAGCAACAGAGAAGGCAGUAAUCCGUAACCAUGUGUCAUACAUUUGCCGGAAGCAGCAUUGUGCCGACACUCUGGUUCUGUACCUGAACUCACCAACACGCACUGAUGGAACCAUGCUGCUGUGGGACGCCAACCUGAAUGGCAUUGCUGACCUGAAGGAGCGCUACUCAGUGAGCGAACUGCUGGCUGACCUGGCCGGCUGCAGGGCCACCCGGGUUCUCCUGUUUGUAGAUCAGAGCUACAGUGGGGUCUUGUCCAAAAGGCUAAGAAGUUCCCAGAAACACCAUAAUGUGGUGUUGAUCCAGCAUCAGUCCCACCAGACCCACAGGUUGUUCCCGGGCUGGGAUGAUAACAGCUGGUCUUCUAUCACUGCUGCCACUUGCCUGUUAGACCACCUGGAGAAGGUUGAUGGGACGUCCAGGCACUUGGAGCCAUGGGCCGGCCUGUUAAAUGUGACGUUGGCAGGAGCUCCGUGUAACGUGACCCCCCCUCUUACAGACAGUGAGAUGCAGCGAGAAUAUCAGGGCUGCCAGAACCUGCCGACUGCUCUGUGGUAUCAGAAGCAUGGGAGGACCAACUGAGAGACACCAACAGACUUAUCCAAACAGGACAGGCAUGGAUUUUUUUAAAUCUCCAAAGUAUGUUUGCCACUGUGUGUGUCUGUGUGUGGAGGCUAAUGCUUGUUAAAACUUCAGUUUAACUGUGUUACACACUACUGUGUGUUUAUUUUAUGACAUAAGUUUACUCAUCUCAGUGGGAUGCUCUGAACACCAUGUGAUCUGUGUGUGUGCGUGUUGGCGCGUGUGUGUGUGAGUGUGUGUUCACGGGUUCAGCAAAAGGACAGCCUAUCUCAAGGGCCAGCACCAGCUUACAUUAUGGUCAGAGUGUGUUUGUGUACAACACGUCUUGUGAGCACUUUAACAUUUUAGAUCCAAACAUCGGCCUAUUUUUAUCCUAACACCGGUGUCCUUUCAUGAUUUUAUUUUAAUCUGCCCUGAAUUCAACAGUUUUUAUCUUCUCCUCUGAAUCCUGUUCACAUCGUUUUAAAUCUAACUUUGAAGUUGUUGUGUCAGCUGACCACCAAGACUUUCUUCUGAUUGCUCAAAAUUUCUUCUCUUAAAAAGACAGACCCAGUAAAAACACCAAAAUAUAUCUAUUAAAAUAGUGACUGUGGAAAAUUAAUAUAAC
Messenger RNA from Poeciliopsis prolifica (blackstripe livebearer), 3025 nucleotides. RefSeq lists its product as uncharacterized. Lineage: Eukaryota; Metazoa; Chordata; Actinopteri; Cyprinodontiformes; Poeciliidae. The transcript has 8 exons. Bases 775 to 2418 code for a protein of 547 amino acids. The record is from RefSeq and is a predicted model, not a curated record.